Molecule: messenger RNA, 695 nt
Organism: Capsaspora owczarzaki ATCC 30864
Lineage: Eukaryota; Filasterea; Ministeriida; Capsasporidae
Exons: 2
Coding region: 30-587 (185 amino acids)
Source: RefSeq, a predicted model, not a curated record
UCUUCAUUUCUAAUUGACAACCUGUAACAAUGGCAAUGCAAACGCGCGCGGUUGAGAACGAUCUCGUCGGUGUCAUUCUUGACGACCACCAGCAUUUGCUGGAGCUCUUCCGAGAGUUUGACUGCGAAAAGGCGAAAAGCAAGCGCAAGACAGACAUGGCAAAGCACAUAAUCAAGCAGCUGGCGCUGCACGACUGGCUGGAAGUGCAAUUCCUCUACCCUACAAUGCAAAAGAUUGAUUGCACCGCCACGCACCACGCCCUCGAUGCGCACAUGGAGGCCGAAACGCUGAUUGAGCAACUCCUGUCCGGCGACAUGGAUCCGGAAUCGGAGGCCUUCCGCGAGCAAAUGUCAACGCUCAUCACCGACGUGCGCCGUCAUAUGAUGGACGAGGAGUUUAACAUUUUGCCUCAGCUGCGCAAGCACUUUACAGUGACAGAGCUGGUUAACCGGGGCGAGCUCUGGGAAAAGGCCAAGGCGUGUGCUCCACAAAACCCGCGGCUCGCUCCUGCUCUUUCGCUGCACCAAGGCAUCACAGCCGCCCAGCUGGAUCUCAACCCGGCAGCAGACGAGCUGAGUGCUCACUGAGUGUGCAGGGGCGUACAGCGCGAGGAUGGGAAUUAUUGUAUGUCGGAAGUCGGAAACAACAAACAAACAAACAAACAAACAAACAAACAACAAACAAACAAACAAAAA